AUGUUUGCUGCAGCAGGACCUUGUGCAAGCCCCAGCUUGUCCGACCUCCCUAUUGAUCUCCUCCUAAUCAUCCUGGAACGACUGGAGCUUCCUCAUGCACUUGCCUUCGCCGCAGUCUGCACCACAUGGAGUUCCGCCGCCACGGCUGCCGGUGUCCCGCGUUCUCGCACUCCAUGGAUCAUGUCAUGGGGCAACCACGUUGACAAAAGGCUGGACGAAAGGCGCCGCUCGGCGGUGACCUGCAACCUCUACCACCCUGGUGAUGCAGUUGACAAGAUCUACAGAGUCAGUUUUCCAAAGGGCUCCUUUGUUGCGUGCUACGGGGCCUCUCACGGCUGGCUGGUUUUGGCAAAUGACCUCUCCAAUCUCGUGCUCCACAACCCUGUCACACUGGCCAUGAUCCCCCUCCCACCGAUUACCGAUUUCGCCUGCGUGGAGGCGGUCUAUGGCAGCGAAGGAGGGAACUUGGAGAACUACCUUUUGGAAACAAACAGCAGGUUCGAAGCGUAUCGGUUAGGGAUAUGGUUCUACCAAAAGGCAGUGCUGUCUUGCAGUCCAUCCAGAGGCGGCGACUACGUCGUGAUGAUCAUCCACAACAACGGCGAGCGGCUUUCUUUUGCCAAGGCAGGCCAGAGCAGGUGGCAGGUGGCUUCAACUCUAAGCGGGGGAGACAGAUAUCUCGACUGUGCGUACCACAAGGGGAGGUUCCACGCCGUGACAUUGCACAGGAUGGUGGAGAAGUGGGAUCUUGAUGGAGCGAGCAACGGACCAACAAGGGAGGUGAUUUAUGCCGCAAGGCCCUACGGAGGAUUAGGAUGUAUCCUCACUCGGCAUCUAGUGUCGACGCCAUGGGGUGAUCUCCUGCAGGUUCGUGUGAUUCUCGCGCGUCACUACCCGGAUGGCAUCGCGUUCCAAAUCUGCAAGGUUGAUCCGGAUGGAUGCAAGGGGGUGGUGCAGGGGAAUGUUUUGAUGGAUCAUGCGCUAUUCCUCAGAUUGAAUCACUCCGCAUGCUUACCCACCCAGAAUUUGCCCGGGAUACGGCCUCACUGUAUAUAUUUCUCUGCCCCCGUGAUCAUACAUGCAUUCGAUUGGCUUCUUGGACUGCGUGUUUGGGGAGGUGUAAGGACGUACGACGUGAAAACAGGAAAAUUUGAGCGUACUGUUCCCUUUUGUGAUGUUAAAGAACAGAUCUACGGGUUAUUCCCGUCUGAGGUCUGGAUCACUCAGAAUUUGUAA
Molecule: messenger RNA, 1236 nt
Organism: Oryza sativa Japonica Group (Japanese rice)
Lineage: Eukaryota; Viridiplantae; Streptophyta; Magnoliopsida; Poales; Poaceae
Product: putative F-box protein At4g17565
Molecular function (GO): protein binding
Source: RefSeq, a predicted model, not a curated record